AUGGCCAUGCCCAGGAGCAUCCAGUCCGAAGGUGGCGAGCACUUUCAGCCCAAGAGCUUGCGCUUCUGGUUGACUUUGUUCUGCAAUUUCCUCGCUCUCUUCCUCGUUGCUAUCGACCGCACCAUUAUCGCCACUGCGGUCCCCCGCAUCUCGGACGAGUUUCAGGCCCUGGGGGACAUCGGCUGGUAUGGCUCUUCGUACAUGUUGACGACCGCCUGCGCUCAGCUGCUUUUCGGCCGCAUCUACAAAUUCUACGAUAUGAAGUGGACCUUUCUCCUGAGCAUAGUCGUCUUCGAAAUCGGGUCGGUGAUCUGCGGAGCGGCCCCCAACUCGAACACCUUUAUCGCCGGCCGUGCGGUAGCCGGGCUUGGAUCCGCCGGCAUUUUCUCCGGCUGUCUCCUAAUCAUGAUCCCAUUGGUACCCUUGAACCACCGCCCCCUAUUCCAGGGCAUAUUCGGUGGGGUUUUCGGGCUUGCCUCUGUCAUGGGCCCCUUGGUCGGUGGCGGCUUUACCGGCCAAGUGACUUGGCGAUGGUGCUUUUACAUCAACCUUCCCAUCGGCGGGGUUGUCCUGAUUCUAAUGUACCUUUGUUGGAACUCGCCAAAGAAACACCAUGACCUGGUCAACCCGGCGGACCAUAUUAACCGUUUGAACCCCCUGGGCAUGAUAUUCUUACUUCCCGGUAUUGUCUGCCUCUUUCUGGCUUUCCAAUGGGGUGGUUCGACGUACCAAUGGAACGAAUGGCGCAUCGUUCUCCUGCUAGUUCUCUUUGGCCUUUGUACGACGGCCUUUAUUGCUGUGCAGAUCCUCAGACCAGAGAAUGCCACUGUGCCCCCGAAGGUGAUUACCCAACGGAGUGUCGCGUGUGCUACCAGCUUUACCUUUUUCUUGGCAGGGUCUAUGUUGAUGCUCGUCUAUUACAUGCCGAUCUGGUUCCAAACCGUUAAAGCAGUCGACCCGAUGAGGUCGGGUAUCAAUACGCUCCCUCUUGUCCUGAGCCUGGUUAUUUCGAGUAUUAUCUCUGGCGUGGUGACUCACAGGAUUGGGUACUAUGUUCCGUCCAUGUACGUGGGCCCGGCGCUCAUGUCCAUUGGCGAGGGCCUCCUAAGUACGCUCGACCGCAGCAGUCCGACCUCGCACUGGGUCUCUUAUCAGUUCAUCUCUGGCUUCGGCUUAGGAUGCGGAAUGCAAACCGGGUCGCUCGCCGUGCAAAAAGUCUUACCGCCAGAUGACGUUAGCACAGGCGUUGCGAUCAUUAAUUUCGCUCAACAGCUCGGAGGGGCCGUAUUCACCUCGGUGGGCCAGACCAUUCUUACCAACAUAUUAGUUUCAGAACUCUCUCAUCUGCCAGGAUUCGACCCCAAGCUUCUCGUCAGCGAAGGUGCCACCCAAAUAGUCCAGAGAGUUGGACCCGAAAACGCCGACCUCGUCAUCAACGCUUACAACACCGCCAUCCGACACACUUUCCAAACAUCCAUGGGCCUAGCAUUUGCGUCGUUCUUGUGUGCGUUCGGAAUGGAGUGGAAGACUGUCAAGAAAGGCAAGAAGGAGCCCGGCCCGCCCGAAAACCCCCCGCCCGUCGUUGCUGAGGCCAAUACCAUCAGACGAGCCGCCGCACACCACGGACACACCGAGGGAUCCUCGAUUUCCCGCAACCCCUCCCCGCCGACCUAG
Dichotomopilus funicola is the source of this 1674-nucleotide messenger RNA. RefSeq names its product putative HC-toxin efflux carrier. Gene Ontology annotation, biological process: transmembrane transport. Gene Ontology annotation, molecular function: transmembrane transporter activity. Gene Ontology annotation, cellular component: plasma membrane. The coding region runs from base 1 to 1674 and encodes 557 amino acids. The transcript is spliced from 5 exons. The record is from RefSeq and is a predicted model, not a curated record. NCBI's taxonomy places the organism in Eukaryota, Fungi, Ascomycota, Sordariomycetes, Sordariales, Chaetomiaceae.